AUGGAAAAAAGAAAUCUAACAGUCGUCAGGGAAUUCGUCCUUCUGGGACUCCCUAGUUCAGCAGAGCAGCAGCACCUCCUGUCUGUGCUUUUUCUCUGUAUGUAUUUAGCCACCACCUUGGGGAACAUGCUCAUCAUUGUGACCACUGGCUUUGACUCUCACCUCCAUUCCCUUAUGUAUUUCUUCCUUAGUAACUUGGCCUUCGUUGACAUUUGUUUUACGUCGACUACUGUCCCCCAAAUGGUAGUGAAUAUCUUGACUGGCACCAAGACUAUCUCUUUUGCAGGCUGCCUCAGUCAGCUCUUCUUCUUUGUUUCUUUUGUGAAUAUGGACAGCCUCCUUCUGGGUGUGAUGGCAUAUGAUAGAUAUGUGGCGAUUUGCCACCCCUUACAUUACACUGCCACAAUGAACCUGUGCCUUUGUGUCCAGCUAAUGGCUGGACUGUGGUUUGUUACUUACCUCCAUGCCCUCCUGCAUACUGUCCUAACAGCACGGCUGUCCUUCUGUGCCUCCAAUAUCAUCCAUCAUUUCUUCUGUGAUCUCAACCCUCUUCUGCAGCUCUCUUGCUCUGACGUCUCCUUCAAUGUAAUGAUCAUUUUUGCAGUAGGAGGUCUAUUGGCUAUCACGCCCCUUGUCUGUAUCCUCAUAUCUUAUGGAAUUAUCUUCUCCACUGUUCUGAAGAUCACCUCUACUCAGGGGAAGCAGAGAGCUGUUUCCACCUGUAGCUGCCACCUGUCAGUGGUGGUGGUGUUUUAUGGCACAGCCAUCGCUGUCUACUUCAGUCCUUCAUCCUCCCAUACGCCCGAGAGUGACACUGUGUCAACCAUCAUGCAUUGGGUGGUGGCCCCGAUGCUGAAUCCUUUCACCUACACCAUAAGGAACAGGGAUAUGAAGAGAGGACUUCAGAAAAUGCUUUUCAAGUGCACAGUCUUUCAGCGCAAUAAUGACCUCAGUGACUGA
Molecule: messenger RNA, 960 nt
Organism: Piliocolobus tephrosceles (Ugandan red Colobus)
Lineage: Eukaryota; Metazoa; Chordata; Mammalia; Primates; Cercopithecidae
Gene: OR1C1
Product: olfactory receptor family 1 subfamily C member 1
Biological process (GO): G protein-coupled receptor signaling pathway
Cellular component (GO): membrane
Molecular function (GO): olfactory receptor activity; G protein-coupled receptor activity
Source: RefSeq, a predicted model, not a curated record